AUGUUAGAGAAAAGAGCUGCUGAGGCCCAUCGCAUCCGAUCAAAAUAUCCCAAUAGAAUUCCUGUAAUUUGUGAAAGGGCGGCAAGAUCAGACUUGCCAGAAAUGGAUAAGAAGAAAUUUCUUGUUCCAAUGAAUAUGAUGGUUGGCGAAUUCAAAUAUAUUGUUCAUAAGCAUAUCAAUCAAUGUGCGCUUUCAAGACAGGAACAAGCUCAAGGUGCCCCAGUCCAGGCAUCUCCAGUUACUCAUGAGAAGACCAUCUAUUUAUUUGUCAAUAAUACAGCUCCCAAGGCAGGAGCGCUAAUGCAAGAGCUUUAUGAAGAGCACGUUAGUGAGGAUGGAUUUCUUUACGUUGAGUACUCCGCAGAAAACACUCUUGGUUGUUUAGUCCCAUAA
Molecule: messenger RNA, 393 nt
Organism: Condylostylus longicornis
Lineage: Eukaryota; Metazoa; Arthropoda; Insecta; Diptera; Dolichopodidae
Exons: 3
Coding region: 1-393 (130 amino acids)
Biological process (GO): cellular response to nitrogen starvation
Source: RefSeq, a predicted model, not a curated record